Messenger RNA from Aspergillus steynii IBT 23096, 1209 nucleotides. RefSeq names its product 4-hydroxyphenylpyruvate dioxygenase family protein. The transcript has 3 exons. Gene Ontology annotation, molecular function: 4-hydroxyphenylpyruvate dioxygenase activity. Gene Ontology annotation, biological process: L-tyrosine catabolic process. The coding region runs from base 1 to 1209 and encodes 402 amino acids. The record is from RefSeq and is a predicted model, not a curated record. Lineage: Eukaryota; Fungi; Ascomycota; Eurotiomycetes; Eurotiales; Aspergillaceae.
AUGGUGGUCCCCCCUGCUUUCGAAAAGAGUCUUUUCCCCUCCAACCUAGGCCCCGAAUAUGUGGGUUUCGACCACAUCGCCUGGUACGUUGGGAAUGCUAAACAGGCGGCCACUUUCUAUGUCGCGCGGAUGGGGUUCAAGCACAUUGCAUAUCGCGGCCCUGAAACUGGCUCCCGGGCCAUUGUAUCAUAUGUGAUCUCCAAUGGCGAUACGGUCUUUGUUCUCACCUCACCGAAUUGUGCCCCGAGGUUUGAAGAUGAUGGCCGUGUCCCUGAGGAGGAUAAGGAACUGCUCGCCGAAAUACAUGACCAUCUGACGAAGCAUGGUGACGGAGUCAAGGACGUUGCUUUUAGGAUCGAUGGGGAUAUCAAGACUGUUUGGAGGAAAGCUGUUGAUCAUGGCGCAGCUUCUAUUUUGCCUCCUACAAUAAUGCAUAAGAAUGGGAACGGCUCGAUUACCUUGGCGACGAUAGGGACGUACGCGGACACGGCGCACACCCUGGUCAAUCGGGAAGGAUAUACUGGACCAUUUUUGCCGGGAUAUGAAGUGAUCACCGACGACGACCCCAUUAAUGACUUUCUACCCGAAAUCGACAUUGUCAAUAUUGAUCAUUGUGUGGGUAAUCAACCAUGGAACGGAGUCGAUCAGGUUGUCAAAUAUUACGAAGACUGCUUGGACUUCCACCGAUACUGGACGGUAGAUGACGAUAGCAUGUGUGGCGAGUACUCUGCCAUGCGAUCGAUUGUCGUUGCGUCUCCCAACGAAGUGAUCAAAAUGCCAAUGAAUGAGCCGGCUCAUGGCAAGAAAAGAUCACAGAUCGAGGAAUUUGUCGACUACUACAACAGCGCCGGGGUGCAGCACAUCGCCCUGCGAACCCAGGAUCUCGUCACAACCGUCUCUCACCUCAAGCAGCGGGGCGUAUCAUUCCUUCAUAUACCCGGUGAAUAUUAUGCCAACCUGCGCAAGCGAUUAUCUGCGGUGGGGUUACAGCUCAAGGAAGACAUCGACCUGCUGGAGAAGCUUCAGGUGCUCGUGGACUUUGACGAGAAGGGCUACCUGCUUCAAAUCUUCUCCCAGCACGUUCUUGAUCGGCCGACGGUGUUCAUCGAGAUCAUCCAGCGGAACAACUUCGACGGGUUCGGCGCCGGGAAUUUCAAGAGCUUGUUUGAGGCGUUUGAGAGCGAGCAGGCCCGACGGGGGAAUCUAUAA